This is a messenger RNA of Carica papaya (papaya), 1063 nucleotides long. RefSeq names its product CASP-like protein 5B2. The record is from RefSeq and is a predicted model, not a curated record. NCBI's taxonomy places the organism in Eukaryota, Viridiplantae, Streptophyta, Magnoliopsida, Brassicales, Caricaceae. Gene Ontology annotation, cellular component: membrane.
UCUAAAUAGAGCUAAAAUUAGAUUCAGAGUUGUCAUAUAAGCACAGAAUCCACACGUCCCCACCCGUGAAGCUGCUGCACAAAGGAAAAAGUGGAAAUAGCCUUAGCACUGUCGCAAUUGCCCACAGCUUUAAUGGAGAAGGAAGCUUGUAAUUCAUAGCAAUUACUAGAACAAUUCUUUUUAAGCUAGAUUCCAUGGUCCGACAUUCUCGAUCUAUAAUGAAGAAUAGAAGAUACUGAUGCAAAAAUUCCAGUAUUGGUAACUCCAGAUCCUUUUAUACUGCAUGGUUAAUUCGAGCAAAAUUUUGCAAUCAAUGGUGUGGGGAAUCAAAAUCUAGGGUUUCUAUUUCUUUCAUCCCCUUACUUGGGCCCCCUUCAUCUUGGGGAAAGGGCCCGUUGUUUUCAUACAAAGGGAGCAACAUAGUGAGACGAAAUGAAGGAGCUGUUAGGGAGUCCAGGUACGGUAAGUGGAUUAGUGCUUAGAACAGGACAAUGUGCAUUUGCUGCUGCUUCUAUUGGGGUUAUGGCGUCUGCUAUUGGGUUCUCUAGCUAUACUGCUUUCUGCUAUUUAAUUGCAUCAAUGGGACUUCAACUGCUAUGGAGUUUUGGACUUGCAUGUCUUGAUAUUUAUGCUUUGAGGAGAAAACGAGACCUUCAAAAUCCUAUCUUAGUGACUUUCGUCGUUGGUGAUUGGGUAACGGCUCUGUUAUCACUUGCAGCAGCGUGCUCAUCAGCAGGUGUUAUUGUUUUAUACGCUAGAGAUUUGAACUUUUGUAGGUCACAACAUCUUCCAUGCAGCAGGUUUGAGAUAUCUAUAGUUUUGGCUUUUGUCGCAUGGGUUCUGAUUGCUGUAUCCUCUCAUGUGAUGUUCUGGAUCUUGGCUUCAGUUUAAUCAGUGUGCGAUCCCUGUUCAACAGACAUAUACACACUUCACACUGACUUUUAUUUUGACAUGUAAAUUGCUUCUUUUCCUCUGCCUUUCUUCAUCUUCACUACAUGUUUUUUUGACGUUGCAAUUUUCCGAAUUUCACUGGCUUGAGUUGUGACAAAUUUUGCACAUUAAA